This is a messenger RNA of Oncorhynchus keta (chum salmon), 1266 nucleotides long. Its product is annotated as buccalin-like. The transcript has 3 exons. Lineage: Eukaryota; Metazoa; Chordata; Actinopteri; Salmoniformes; Salmonidae. The coding region runs from base 1 to 993 and encodes 330 amino acids. The record is from RefSeq and is a predicted model, not a curated record.
AUGAAUAAAGGUCCCUCAUUAGUAAGGAUCUCUGUCUUAAUUGAAAGGGAAAAAAGAAAUACCAGCAAACACUUGUCCCUCCUUACAGCCAUUUUGAGUGAUCAUCUUAAACCAGGGCUCUCCAACCCUGUUCCUGGGGAGCUACCAUCCUGUAGGUUUAAACCAGGCCUCUCUAACCCUGUUCUGUCCUGUAGGUUUAAACCAGGCCUCUCCAACCCUGUUCUGUCCUGUAGGUUUAAACCAGGCCUCUCCAACCCUGUUCUGUCCUGUAGGUUUAAACCAGGCCUCUCCAACACUGUUCUGUCCUUUAGGUUUAAACCAGGCCUCUCCAACACUGUUCCGUCCUGUAGGUUUAAACCAGGCCUCUCCAACACUGUUCCGUCCUGUAGGUUUAAACCAGGCCUCUCCAACACUGUUCCGUCCUGUAGGUUUAAACCAGGCCUCUCCAACACUGUUCCGUCCUGUAGGUUUAAACCAGGCCUCUCCAACACUGUUCCGUCCUGUAGGUUUAAACCAGGCCUCUCCAACACUGUUCUGUCCUGUAGGUUUAAACCAGGCCUCUCCAACACUGUUCCGUCCUGUAGGUUUAAACCAGGCCUCUCCAACACUGUUCCGUCCUGUAGGUUUAAACCAGGCCUCUCCAACACUGUUCCGUCCUGUAGGUUUAAACCAGGCCUCUCCAACCCUGUUCCGUCCUGUAGGUUUAAACCAGGCCUCUCCAACCCUGUUCCUGGGGAGCUACCAUCCUGUAGGUUUAAACCAGGCCUCUCCAACACUGUUCUGUCCUGUAGGUUUAAACCAGACCUCUCCAACACUGUUCUGUCCUGUAGGUUUAAACCAGGCCUCUCCAACACUGUUCUGUCCUGUAGGUUUAAACCAGGCCUCUCCAACACUGUUCUGUCAUGUAGGUUUAAACCAGGCCUCUCCAACACUGUUUGGUCCUGUAGGUUUUUGCUACAACCUUCAGGUAGCGCACCUGAUUCUAAUAAUUAGCUGGUUGAUGAGCUGAUUCUAAUAAUUAGCUGGUUGAUGAGCUGAUUCUAAUAAUUAGCUGGUUGAUGAGCUGAAUCUGGUUAGUGACAACUGGGGUUGGAGCGAAAACCUAUAGGAGGGUUGCUCUCCAGGAACAAGGUUGGAGAGCCCUGGCUGAAACCUAUAGGAGGGUUGCUCUCCAGGAACAAGGUUGGAGAGCCCUGGCUGAAACCUAUAGGAGGGUAGCUCUCCAGGAACAAGGUUGGAGAGCCCUGGCUGAAACCUAUAGGAGGG